Messenger RNA from Diuraphis noxia (Russian wheat aphid), 893 nucleotides. RefSeq lists its product as uncharacterized. Lineage: Eukaryota; Metazoa; Arthropoda; Insecta; Hemiptera; Aphididae. The record is from RefSeq and is a predicted model, not a curated record.
UUUUAAAAUUAUAAUUAUAUGUUAUAAUAUAGGCGUCGGUGUGUAUUAUUCUUGCUAUUGGAAUCAACAAUGUCUCAAGACAGCAGUUCUGAUAAUGAUACUGUCUCACACUUCAACGUUGUGCCUAUUAACCAAUUUAUGACAACUGUGCAUUCAUAUACUGACCAAUCUGUGCAUAGUCGUUCAGUACGGAGCACUUUCAGAUCUGUUACACCCGACGAAAUUAAUCUGGCCMCUGAAACCAUCGCCUUAUCAUCUCAACCGUAUACUCCUCCUCAUCCAUCUGAACAAGACAUUUACCAUACUCAUAUUGGAUAUGAAUUGGUAAAAAUACCUGAACGGACAGAUGAACAAGACUCAUCAAAUAAUAAUGCAUACAAGAUUCAAAAUGGAACAAUUGAUGGGAAAAUUAUUCACUGCAUAAAUGCCAAACCUUUCAUAUAUUCAGAUUGUUUGGUGACCUUAAACGACCUAGUUGAAAUUUGUUUGCCUUCAUGCACAAUCAUCGAUUGCGCUCGUUUCCUGCAGGAAUAUUUUAAAAUUACAGUAUUCAGUGGAAACUCUGAGCAGUUGGCAUUGUUGCAUGAGAACGUUCUCAUCUGGUCAUUAAACCCGAACGAAACACCAAUGGCUAUGUUGAGUGACGUAGCACCAGUAUUGCCGCAGUUAAAGAAAUUGGUAUCCCAGCAAAAUGAACAAAAACAGAAAUUACAAUUAGCGGGCAAGCCAUCCAAAAAAAAACAUUUCAGUUAAGAAGUUACUAGGCACAAUGGAAGCCUAUUCAAACCGGCCGAAAGCUGGACAACUUACAAAAGUGUUAAUUAAAGGACUAUACAACUAAAAAAAUCCUAAUUUUUUUUUAUUGUGUGAAAAUUUAGUGCUUAAAAAAGCAA